AUGGGGAAAACGGGCCCACCGAACUCAUGUCGGGCACCCCCUAGCACCUGUAUUUGGGAGCAGAAGGGCAGCCUUAAGCCCGUUAAGCGUGUGGUGGUGCGCAGCCCACACCCGUCCAUGCUCCGCACCGCUGGCCCAUGCGCGCCGUCCCCACCAGGCACCUGCAGGCUGACCGGCCACCUCAACGGAGGAGGUCCCCAGGCCGGCCGGCGAGAGCGGUCGGCGGUCAGCGGUCCUGCCCCGGGGAGCCGGCGGCUCCCGUCCCGCAGCGCGCGCGGACCGGCGGCGGGGACGCGGCCCCCCAGCGCGGCCCAGACUGAGAUGCCCCGGAAGCCAAGCUCAGGGCAGCGGACGCCCAAGUCCAGGGGGCGGGGCCGGGCGCACGCUCGGGGGCGGGGCCGGGCGCGCGCGGCGCACGUGACGCCGGUUGCCAGGGUGAAAGGUCAGGCGCGCCGCGGCACUCCCAACAUGGCGGCGGCCAAGGCGGCUGAGGCGGCGGCGGCGGCGGCUGGAGCGGCCCGCAGCCUGGGAGCCCCGGCCCCGGCCCCGGCGGCGGCGGCCCGAGCCCGGCGGCUGCCCCCGCUGCUCGUGCUGCUGGCGGCGGCGGCGGCGGGGCCCGGGGCGGGCGGCGCGGCGCGGCUGUACCGCGCGGGCGAGGACGCCGUGUGGGUGCUGGACAGCGGCAGCGUGCGCGGGGCCACGGCCAACAGCUCGGCCGCGUGGCUCGUGCAGUUCUACUCCUCGUGGUGCGGCCACUGCAUCGGCUACGCGCCCACCUGGCGGGCCCUGGCCGGGGACGUGCGAGACUGGUCUGCUGCCAUCCGCGUUGCGGCUCUGGACUGCGGAGAGGAGGAGAACUACGAGGUGUGCCGAGCCUAUGACAUCCACUUCUACCCCACCUUCCGGUAUUUCAAGGCGUUUACAAAGGACUUUACAACUGGAGAAAAUUUUAAAGGGCCCGACCGAGAGCUGCAGACGGUGAGGCGGACGAUGGUUGACUUCCUGCAGAACCACACGGACGGAGACAGGCCGCCUGCUUGCCCGCCGUUGGACCCCAUUCCGCCCAGCGACGUCCUUUCCCUUGUGGACACUCGCAGUGGCCAUUACGUGGCCGUCCUGUUUGAGAGCCACGGCUCCUAUGUCGGCCGUGAGGUCAUCUUAGACCUGCUUCCGUACGAGAACAUCGUGGUGAAGAGAGUGCUGAACGCAGAGAAGGGCUUCCUGGAGAAACUCGGUGUCUCUUCCCUUCCCUCCUGUUACUUGAUUUACCCAAAUGGGACGCGUGGAUUAAUUAAUGUCGGGAAGCCCCUCCGAUCGUUUUUUUCCUCUUAUUUGAAGUCGUUGCCGGAUGUGAGGAAAAAAUUGCUUUCGUUGCCUGAAAAACCCAACAAGGACGAGAAUCCCGAAGUCGUGGUUUGGAGAGAAUUUGACAGGUCGAAGCUCUACACGGCGGACCUGGAGUCGGGGCUGCACCACCUCCUGAGGGGAGAGCUGGCCGCCCACAAGGCCCUUGCGGGGGCCGAGCUGCGGACACUCAAGGACUUCGUCACCGUCCUCGCCAGGCUGUUCCCCGGCCGGGCGCCGGUCAAGAAGCUGCUGGAGACGCUGCAGGAGUGGUUGGCCAGCCUUCCCCUGGACAGGAUCCCCUACAAUGCCGUCCUCGAUCUGGUCAACAACAAGAUGCGGAUCUCUGGAAUAUUCCUUACUAAUCAUGUAAUGUGGGUUGGAUGUCAAGGAAGCCGGCCGGAGCUCAGGGGCUACACGUGCUCUCUCUGGCAGCUGUUCCACACUCUGACUGUCGAAGCCGGGGCCCGCCCAGAGGCGCUGGAUGGCACAGGUCUGGAGGAUGACCCCCAGGCCGUGCUGCAGACCAUCCGGAGGUACGUGCGCACCUUCUUCGGCUGUAGGGCAUGCAGCGAGCACUUCGAGGCGGUGGCUAAGGAGUCCAUGGGCGCGGUGAAGACCACGGACCGAGCCAUUCUCUGGCUGUGGGAGACUCACAACCUAGUCAACAGCCGCCUGGCAGGCCAUCUAAGUGAGGACCCCAAGUUUCCAAAGGUUCCGUGGCCCACCCCAGACCUCUGCCCAGCCUGCCACGAGGAGAUCAAGGGCGUGCACAGCUGGAACGAGGGCCAGGUGCUUCUGUUCUUGAAGCAGCACUACAGCGGUGACAAUCUCGUGGACACAUACGCGGCAGACCUGGGAGACACCAGCGAAGGAGGCGGCCCACACCAGGGCGGGGAGCAGGAGAAAGGCCUUGCCUCCCCAGGGAGGCCUCGGAGAGACCAGCGUGCCGAGAGUCUCCGUCCCCCCAGCGUGCUGCCUCCCAGACCCCGCCUGUCGGACGGCUCGCAGCUCGGCCUGGACGGGAGGCUGCGGAGCGCGAGCGGAGCAGAGGGCCGCAGGGAGGCGGAGGUGGCUGUGCCCCUCCUCGGGAUGGGCUUCUCUGGCCUGGACAUGAGCCUCUGUGUCGUGCUCUACGUGGCCUCUUCCUUGUUCCUGAUGGUGAUGUACUUUUUCUUCCGAGUGCGGUCCAAGCGGUGGAAAGUGAGACAUCACCGGCCGUCCGUGUAGAACCAAGCGGGACCACAGAAGCGCCUUUGGGGAAACAGCCCCACCAGGCCACCUGCAGCUUUCACAGAUCAGGGAUUUUAUAAACAACGAGACCCAGUUUUACUUCCAGUGGCGGGCAGGCCAGCGUUUGCCGUGGGCCCGCGUGCCCUCCUGGCGUGCUCGCUGGAUGCCUGUACAGGGCCGACAGCAAAAAUGUGUAUUUUCACUCUCCUCUGUCCAAGGAAAGGGGGAGUCCAGGCCAAACAGACAGAUUUUCCGGGCUGCCUUCGUCCCAAGUUUCUAGACGCACGUCACCUUCCACAAGCCUGGCUGGGGAUUCCGAGAGCCGCCGAGCCCUUGUGCGCUGGGAGGCCGGCGGGCGAUCACGUGGCCAGCCUGGGCCCCGCGGAGCUGCAGCACGGCCCCCAGCAGUGGGUCCCCAGUGCACCACGCCCUCGGCCACGUCUCCAGGCCAGUCUGGUUCUCAGAGACCCGUUUGCAUCUGGGUUUCCCGGCGGCGUGGUGGUUUCUGCUGAAGCAGAAGAGCAUCCCGUCCCUCCAGGGGGGAGGGAGGAGGAGGGUUUGUGACUUCACUGCCUUGCAAGGAACCCCGCUGCGGGGGAGGUGGCAGAGGUGGCGCCUUCAUGAAUCUGGUGGCAGGAGAGCACUCAGUGGCCACGGGCCGUCCCCAACUGCCUGUGCCCGGCACGGAGGGCAGAGCCCCACACAGGAGGGGUGUGGGGUGGCUGAGGCCCCAAGGGACCUUUCAGGGAGCCCUUCAUCUGUGCCCCGUGGUCCAGCAGCUGCAGGGCCUGCUGCCAAACAAAGCAGACGCUAGGACCGGAGGGCCACAUCAUGCUAGGACCAGUGGCCCUCUGGGGGUGACGUGUGUAUGGUCGUCAAAACCAGUAAGGCUGAACCCCAAAUCUCAUUUCCCAGAAGCUGUUUUACAAAAGGUCCUGGCCCACGACCCUGGUCCCCCAGGCUUUGGUGAUUGAUUUUUUAUCAUUUAAUGAUUUUUCACACACUGUGCAUAAAACCCAAAUCACUUAGAGGUGAAUUUGUUUCUGGAGAUGUAAACAGACAAAAUAGCAUGCUCUGCCUCUUUCAUGGAGAUGCUUUAAGACGUCGCUUUGUCCACAAGUGCAGCCGCGGCCGUCCACUCCUGUCGCUAGGACAGUACGGCCAUCUUCUCCACGUCGCCCGGCGCCCACUGUGAUCACGCACUAACACCUGCUGACCAGAGGCGUGUCUUGGGGGGGCAGCAGGCGAGCUGUCAGGAGCUUGAGCUUCUGCGGAGGAUGGGGGAUGGGAUGGGGGACAGGGACUGGCUGGGAGAUGGGGUGGCAGGGGACGGGGGUGAGAGACGGAAUGGGAUGGGCAUGGGAUGGGGGCAGGACAGGAUGGAGGACAGAGAAUGGGGGACUAGAGCACAGGGAAUGAGGGAUGGGGGGAGGACAGGAUAGGGGGAUGGGAACCGGAUAGGGAUGUGGUAGGGAAAGGGGGGGAUGAGGGCAGGUGACUGGGGGUAGGGUGUGGGAUGGGGCAGGGGACAGGGACAUACAGAUGAGGGAUGGGGUGGGGAGCUCCGUUGGCAGCUUCCUCAGCUGCUUGGCUUCCAUGGCUUCUCCAGAGGUUUCUUCCCGUCAGGCUGUGCCUCGCCCCUGGAAGCCCGUGUGCUCAGCCCGUGUGCUCAGCCCGUGUGCUCCAGUGGUGACUGUGCCCCCAGUUACCGAAGACCCGGAACCAAACUGGCCACAUCCACCCACAGAAUCCAGAGGGGAUGCCCAGCGCCACAAAUGAAACUACCUUCUGGUUUGCGUCCAGUGUGUCUUCUCCCCAAAGUACAUCUCCGCACAUGGCGUGGUCUGGGCUGAAGGCGCAAGACACCAAGGCCAUGACCGCCACAAGAGCCAGGGUCGGCCUCUCGGGGUUCGUGGUAACGUUGCAGUUGGAGGUCGCGGUUAUUCGAGGGACAAGUUUGCAACUCCCUGAGGGGCCAGGUUUCCCCCGGACCGUGAGCAGCCAGGGACAGGUGGUGUGCCAAGGCGGCCACAGGACGUGUGUCUGAUGUGUGGGUGUGAAUGUGGCCACAUGCCUUACGUGGCCUGCUAGGAAUUGGACGUUAACUUUGGGCAAGAUUUAAGGUCUGUUUUCUAAAGUUGUAAGCAUUUAGAUUAAUGAAUACAAUAGUUCGGUAAUUUAAAUGUGUAUUUAUUUUUAAUGGAAGGAUUUUGAUUAAAAAGAAGCUAAUUGAUGUGGCAACAUCUGAAAUUCCUUACCUGUAAGAAAAAUAAACAUUUUGUAUUUAAGUGAA
Molecule: messenger RNA, 4870 nt
Organism: Neogale vison (American mink)
Lineage: Eukaryota; Metazoa; Chordata; Mammalia; Carnivora; Mustelidae
Gene: QSOX2
Product: quiescin sulfhydryl oxidase 2
Exons: 15
Coding region: 1-2574 (857 amino acids)
Biological process (GO): protein folding
Cellular component (GO): Golgi membrane
Molecular function (GO): protein disulfide isomerase activity; flavin-dependent sulfhydryl oxidase activity
Source: RefSeq, a predicted model, not a curated record